Molecule: messenger RNA, 423 nt
Organism: Menidia menidia (Atlantic silverside)
Lineage: Eukaryota; Metazoa; Chordata; Actinopteri; Atheriniformes; Atherinopsidae
Source: the annotation of a GenBank genome assembly
AUGCUUUUUUUCCCCUCACAGCUCAGAGACGAUAACAAAAAGCUCCACCCUUGUUUGGUGGACUUCCUGAGCCUGCCUGAGCCGGAGAGGAACUACAACCUCCAGAUGUCUGGAGAGACUCUCAAGACUCUCCUGGCUUUGGGUUGCCAUGUUGGCAUGGGUGACGAGAAAGCAGAGGAGAAUCUGAAGAAGAUCAAGCUGCCCAAGACAUACGUGAUGACCAACGGCUACAAGCCCGCCCCCCUGGACCUGAACCACGUCAAGCUCACGCCAAACCAGAACCAGCUGGUGGAGAAACUGGCGGAAAACGGUCACAACGUCUGGGCGAGAGACCGGGUGCGACAAGGAUGGACCUACAGCAUCGUGCAGGUGGCUUUUUCUACCUCCUUUAUUUGUUUGGUGGAUCUAAUCUGUUUAGAUUAA